AUGGAAGGUAGGAGCGACUGGCUCGCUUCCUCGUCCCGCCAUGAGGGCUUCGAGCAGAUGAGGCUAAAGAGCAGACCCAGGGAGCCCUCGCCCAGCCUGACCCGAGUGGGCUCCAACUUCUACAGCGCUGUCAAGCAGCAGGACUACAGUGCCAGCGUCUGGCUGAGGCGGAAAGACACAUUGGAGCAUUCACAGCAAAAAUGCAUUGUGAUCUUUGCCCUGGUUUGCUGCUUUGCAAUUCUGGUUGCAUUGAUAUUUUCUGCUGUGGAUAUUGUGGGAGAAGAUGAGGAUGGACUCUCAGAAAAGAGCUGUCAAAAGAACUGUCGGGUUGCUCUUGUGGAAAACAUUCCUGAAGGCAUAAACUAUUCAGACAGUGCACCAUCCCAUUUGUCUCUUUUCCAAGGAUGGAUGAAUUUACUUAAUAUGGCUAAAAAGUCUGUUGAUAUAGUUUCUUCCCAAUGGGACCUCAGUCCCAGUCAUCCAUCUGCAUGCCAGGGGCAACAUCUUUUUGAGAAACUGCAGGAUCUCUUGUCUGAAAAUAUUGAGCUUAAACUGGUGAGCGAUAUUCUUCCAAUGAAAUCAAAGGUAUUACACAACUUGAAAAAAAGGGGUGCUGAAGUGAUGUAUAUAAAUAUGACUGCUUAUAAUAAAGGCCAUCUUCAGUCAUCUUUCUGGAUUGUGGAUAAACAGCAUGUAUACAUUGGAAGUGCUAGUUUGGAUUGGCAAUCAUUGGGACAGAUGAAAGAGCUUGGUGUUGUCUUCUACAACUGCAGCUGCUUGGUGGCAGAUUUACAAAGAAUAUUUGCCUUGUACAGUUCAUUAAAGAACAAGAGCAAAGUGCCACCUACUUGGUCUAAGAGAUUGUAUGCCGUAUAUGAUACACAAAACAAACUGACUCUUAACUUAAAUGAAACCCAGUCAAAAGCCUUUGUGUCGAUUUCUCCCAAGCUUCUGUGCCCUAAGGACAGAGUCUUGGAUAUUGAUGCUAUCUACAGUGUUAUUGAUGAUGCCCAGCAGUUUGUGUAUGUAGCUAUUAUGGAGUACCUGCCUAUAGUCAGAGACCAUAAUGAAACAAGGUAUUGGCCAUAUUUGGAUGGGAAGAUAAGAGAAACACUAAUUUUACGCAAAAUUAGAGUACGACUCCUCAUAAGUUAUUCAAAAGAAACAGAUCCACUGACAUUAAACUUUGUUUCAUCUCUUAAAGCAAUUUGUCCUGAAGUUUCUGGUUGUAAUUUAAAAGUUAAAUUCUUUGAUCUUGAAGAAGAAAGUGCUUGCUUUUUCAAGGAACAGAAAAAUACUUCCCUUCUUAAAAUCAAUCGCAAUAAAUAUGUAGUGACUGAUAGAGCUGCUUAUAUUGGUAAUUUUGACUGGGUUGGGACCUAUUUUAAUCAAAAUGCUGGAGCUGGGCUUGUUAUCAACCAGGCAGACAACGGGAACAAAACCAGCAUCAUCAAGCAACUUAAAGCUGUGUUUGAAAGGGAUUGGUAUUCACAUUAUGCUAAAAAUUUCCCACCAACAAAACAUCCCAACUGUUUAAGCUACAAGCGUAACAAAGCAGCAGCCAAUAAGACUGCCAUGAGUAAUGAAAACUGA
Molecule: messenger RNA, 1593 nt
Organism: Eublepharis macularius
Lineage: Eukaryota; Metazoa; Chordata; Lepidosauria; Squamata; Eublepharidae
Gene: PLD5
Product: phospholipase D family member 5
Exons: 10
Coding region: 1-1593 (530 amino acids)
Molecular function (GO): catalytic activity
Source: RefSeq, a predicted model, not a curated record